AUAUAAUAUUCCUCCACAAGAGCAUUUAUAUGUAUGCCAAAAAUCCUGGUCAGAAUAGCAACUUAAAAGACUUCUGCUUUUCCUGAGUAAUCUAUCUAGCUAUGGAGCUCCAAUAUUCAUUAUCCCUCAGCAUUUUCAUUAUCCUCUUCUGCUUGUUUUGGUUUGUAAAACAAAGCAGAUCUUCUACUAAGCUACCUCCAGGUCCAUGGAAGCUACCUGUUUUAGGGAAUUUACACAACUUGGUAGGCUCACUACCACAUCAUGCUCUUCGAGAACUAGCCAGAAAACAUGGACCUUUCAUGCAUCUACAACUAGGCCAAGUUUCACAAGUAAUUAUAUCUUCCCCAAGGAUGGCCAGAGAGAUAAUGAAGUCCCAUGACCUUUGCUUCGCACAGAGGCCAGAACUUUUUGCAAUGCAACUCUUGACUUACGGUGCCUCAGCCAUUGCCUUCGCUCCAUAUGGAGAUUACUGGAGGCAGACAAGGAAAGUUUGCACUAUAGAGCUCCUAAGCAUCAAGAGGGUCCAAUCGUUCGCUUCUAUUCGAGAAGAUGAGGUUUGGAAUCUUAUUCAGUCGAUUCGCUCAUCAGCAGAACUAAUCAAUUUUACGGCAAGGCGGAUGACAACUAAUAAGUUGAAGAAGGUUCGCGGCAAGGUCGAUCAGAUUCUUGAAAAUAUCAUCCAUGAACACAGACAGAAAAAGAUGACACAAAAAAAUGGUGGGGACGAAAGUCGGCCGCGGGAGGAAGAUCUGGUUGAUGUUCUGCUACGACUUCAGCAAAGUGGCAGCCUUGAAUUUCCACUCACAAUCGACAACAUAAAAUCUCUGAUUUGGGAAAUUUUCAGUGCUGGAACUGAUACUUCAUCAACAACAGUGGUGUGGGCAAUGUCAGAAAUGAUGAAAAACCCAAGAGUGAUAGAGAAGGCACAAGCUGAGGUAAGAAAACUCUGCCAAGGAAAUAAAGGACUAAUCCAUGAGAAAGAUAUUCAGAGAUUGAGCUAUUUGAAGUUGGUGAUCAAAGAAACUCUGAGGCUGCACCCUCCAGUUCCAUUGUUACUCCCUAGAGAAUGCAGGGAGGCUUGCAAAAUUGAUGGCUAUGAAAUCCCAUUAAAAACCAGAGUCAUCGUGAAUGCGUGGGCGAUUGGAAGAGAUCCAGAGUAUUGGGAAGAUGCUGAGAGCUUCAUACCAGAAAGGUUUGAUGGAAAUUCCAUCGAUUACAAGGGAACAGACUUUGAAUAUAUUCCUUUUGGAGCAGGAAGAAGAAUGUGUCCUGGGAUAGGAUUUGGGAUGGCAAAUGUUGAGCUUCCUCUUGCUAAUCUACUCUACCACUUCGACUGGCAACUUCCCAGUGGAAUACAACCAGAGAAUGUGGACAUGACUGAAGCCUUUGGAGCUACUGUGGGAAAGAAGAACGAUUUAUAUUUGAUUGCCAUCCCAUUCACUCCUUCACUCUCAUGAAUUUGAACGAUGAAACAGUCAUGUCGUCAUAUCGUGUCCCCGUCUACUAUAAACUGGAAGAUAAUUUUCAAAAGAACAAUUCUCUCUCUGUAUGUAUAUUUAUAUAUAUGUUAUUAAGAAAUUGAAAUUAGUAAAAGUUAUAAUGUAAUGUGAUAGCAAUUAGAAUGUCUUCUUUCCAGGGAGCCUCCAAUGA
Ziziphus jujuba (common jujube) is the source of this 1650-nucleotide messenger RNA. RefSeq names its product desmethyl-deoxy-podophyllotoxin synthase-like. The record is from RefSeq and is a predicted model, not a curated record. Gene Ontology annotation, molecular function: oxidoreductase activity, acting on paired donors, with incorporation or reduction of molecular oxygen; heme binding; monooxygenase activity. Bases 102 to 1457 code for a protein of 451 amino acids. Lineage: Eukaryota; Viridiplantae; Streptophyta; Magnoliopsida; Rosales; Rhamnaceae. The transcript has 3 exons.